Molecule: messenger RNA, 2035 nt
Organism: Nomascus leucogenys (northern white-cheeked gibbon)
Lineage: Eukaryota; Metazoa; Chordata; Mammalia; Primates; Hylobatidae
Gene: ANKRD65
Product: ankyrin repeat domain 65
Cellular component (GO): cytoplasm; nucleus
Molecular function (GO): protein binding
Source: RefSeq, a predicted model, not a curated record
UUUUCAGCAGCAGACGCUCCACCCCAAAGCCUGCAGAAGGGAUUUUGUGAAGAGGGUCCAGAACCCGUCUACAGAGGACCCCCAGCCAGAGCGGAAAGCUCCUGAGCCAGCUCCCUUGGGUAACGGAGCCAAGCCCCUCUGAAGGCUAAGUGGAUCCCUGCUCCCCCAGAUGGACUCCCAGAGGCCUGAGCCCAGAGAGGAGGAGGAACAGGAACUGCGGUGGAUGGAGCUGGACUCCGAAGAGGCCCUGGGAACCAGGACAGAGGGGCCUAGUGUCUUCCAGGGCUGGGGGCACCUGCUCCAGGCCGUGUGGAGGGGCCCUGCAGGCCUGGUGAUGCAGCUGCUGCGGCAAGGGGCCAGCGUGGAGGACAGGGACCACGCGGGCCGGACCCCGCUCCACUUGGCCGUGCUGCGGGGCCACGCGCCCCUGGUGCGUCUCCUGCUGCAGCGAGGGGCCCCGGUGGGCGCGGUGGACCGGGCGGGGCGCACCGCGCUGCACGAGGCCGCCUGGCACGGGCACUCGCGGGUGGCCGAGCUGCUGCUGCAGCGCGGGGCCUCGGCAGCGGCGCGCUCCGGGACGGGGCUCACGCCGCUGCACUGGGCCGCUGCCCUGGGCCACACGCUGCUGGCCGCGCGCCUGCUGGAGGCUCCGGGCCCGGGACCCGCGGCGGCGGAGGCGGAGGACGCGCGCGGCUGGACGGCGGCGCACUGGGCGGCCGCGGGCGGGCGGCUGGCGGUGCUGGAGCUGCUGGCGGCCGGCGGCGCGGGCCUGGACGGCGCCCUGCUCGUGGCUGCCGCUGCGGGGCGCGGGGCGGCGCUGCGCUUCCUCCUGGCGAGCGGGGCGCGGGUGGACGCCCGGGAUGGCGCAGGCGCCACAGCGCUGGGUCUGGCGGCCGCCCUAGGCCGCUCCCAGGACAUUGAGGUGCUGCUGGGCCACGGGGCAGACCCAGGCAUUAGGGACAGGCAUGGCCGCUCCGCGCUGCACAGGGCUGCUGCUGGGGGACACCUGCCCACCGUCCAGCUGCUGGUCACCCAGGGGGCUAAGGUGGAUGCGCAGGACACCCUGGGCCUCACACCCCUGCACCACGCCUCUCGGGAAGGCCACGUGGAGGUUGCCCGCUGCCUCCUGGACAGGGGUGCCCAGGUGGAUGCUACCGGCUGGCUCCGAAAGACCCCCCUACACCUGGCUGCAGAGCGAGGGCAUGGCCCUACCGUGGGGCUUCUGCUGAGCCGAGGGGCCAGCCCCACCCUGCGGACGCAGUGGGCCAAGGUGGCCCAGAUGCCUGAGGGGCACCUGCCCCAGGCGCUGCCUGAACUUGGAGGGGGGCAGAAGGAGUGUGAGGGCACAGAGCCCACGGGCUGAGCCAGACAGCAGGCUCCAGGCUCCACCGCCCCAGCCAUUUCCAGGCUCUCUGGCUGAGGCUGCCUGCCUAGAGGGGACAUCAGGGGAGAGGCUUCUGGAGGAGAGGGUGGGAGAAAGUGGGGGAUGUGGCUUGAGCCGCAGUCACAGGCCUUAGCUGGACCAGGGAUGGCCCUCAGCUCCCAGGAGGGCCCACUGACCCUGCAGCUCCAGCCUUCUCCCCACUCUAGCAAAGAAUGAGCUGUGGCAAUGAGGGAAGAGAGAGACCCUCUCAUAUUGUUUUAUACUCAGUACCUGUUUUAAGAAAAAACAACAAGGAAGUAAAACCAAAGACAGGCAGCCCAGCGCCAGGCCUGAAACCAGGCCUAGGCCUGCCUGGCCUAAACCCAGUAGUUAAAAAUCAACUCAAGUUAGAAACCGCUGUUAUUCAUAUUUUCCAGACAUUGUAUAGAAGAACAUUGUGAAACUCCCUGCCCUGUUCUGUUGCUCUCUGACCACCAGUGCAUGCAGCCCGUCAUGUACCACCUGCUUGCUCAAAUCAAUCAUGACCCUUUCAUGUGAAAUCUUUAGUGUUGUGAGCCCUUAAAAGGACAGAAAUUGUGCACUCGGGGAGCUCGGAUUUUAAGGCAGUAGCUUGCCGAUGCUCCCAGCUGAAUAAAGCCCUUCCUUCUACAA